GUCAAAUAUUCAGUUCAUACAUAUUCGUUAAAGGAAUAAUCCGCUAGAGUGCGCACUAUUGGCACCCUUAACAAUACUCGUUAAAAAUUGAAUGUUCGAAAAAUAUUAUAUUGAGUUCGUUGGUGAAGGAAAAGGACGAAUUGGAAUCUUUAUUCUAAUAUGAAAAGUCUGUCGGCAAUUAUUUUUCUUCUCAGUAUGCACGACUCCAUCGACGCUGAUAUAUCAUUGUGUCCUCUUGAUAUUUAUCCGCAAAAAAUACCGGAUAGAGAGAGGAUGGAACAGGAUAAAGAAGAGUUAGCUACUGGUUUGACAAUUCGUGAUAUCCUCCCGACUGAUCCAAGUAAAUAUGAUAAAAUGAGGCCACCAAAACGUGAUGGUAAUCCAACCAUAGUUCAUUUUCAUGUUACUGUCAUGGGUUUGGACAGCAUCGACGAAAAUUCGAUGACAUAUGCAGCGGAUAUAUUUUUUGCACAAACUUGGAAAGAUCACAGAUUGAGACUUCCCGAGAACAUGACAACGGAAUAUAGACUACUCGAAGUGGAAUGGUUGAAAAAAAUGUGGAGGCCGGAUUCGUUUUUUAAAAAUGCCAAAUCUGUUACUUUCCAAACAAUGACAAUUCCGAAUCACUAUAUGUGGCUCUAUAAAGACAAGACCAUACUUUAUAUGGUAAAGUUAACAUUGAGGCUCUCUUGUGCUAUGAACUUUAUGAUUUACCCGCAUGAUACUCAAGAAUGUAAACUGCAAAUGGAAAGUUUAUCUCACACAACGGACGAUAUGAUUUUUGAAUGGGACCCUGAUGUUCCUUUGGUAGUGGAUGAAAACAUCGAACUUCCUCAAUUAGCAUUAGUUAAAAAUAAUACUGCUGAUUGUACUCAGGUAUAUUCAACGGGAAACUUCACAUGCCUAGAAGUAGUAUUCCUUCUGAAAAGACGACUGGGAUAUUAUCUGUUUCAUACAUACAUUCCUACAUGCUUGAUAGUUAUCAUGUCGUGGGUAUCCUUUUGGAUAAAACCAGAGGCAGCUCCAGCAAGAGUUACUUUAGGAGUAACUUCAUUAUUAACAUUGUCGACUCAACAUGCUAAAAGUCAAGCAGCUCUUCCUCCAGUUUCCUAUUUAAAAGCUGUAGAUGGAUUCAUGUCCGUUUGUACUAUAUUUGUGUUUAUGGCUCUUAUGGAAUACUGUCUAGUGAAUAUCGUCUUGGGAGAUUCAGAUGCUCCUAAGAAACCGGCUCCGAAAAAUCCUCCCGGUGUCUCAGACAAACCUACUAGCGAGAAUUCUUUUGCUGGAAGUAAAGCAAAGUCGACUGUCAACAUUGCCGAAAGACAAAGAAAUAGGGCUAUAAAUAUCGAUAGAUUUUCUAGGGUUUUCUUUCCACUAUUAUUUACUAUUCUGAACUGUACGUAUUGGAUAUUAUUUGCUGAGUAUAUCUAAUGUAUAAGGGUCGAAUAUAAAAACAAAUAUCGUUGUUUCCACUCAUUCUGCUUGUUGAGAAUAUUCAUACAAAAUUUUGCAAAGUAGUACAUACAGUGUGAUAUUUGUACAGUUUCAGUCAUUGCAUUGUCCCAAAACCUUCAGAACCUUUAUUUUCUGUUUUAUACUCGUAUAAGCAAUGUAUUUGAUUUUUUUAUAUGUAUUUAUUAAUAAAAAUGAUAACAAAA
Molecule: messenger RNA, 1658 nt
Organism: Diorhabda sublineata
Lineage: Eukaryota; Metazoa; Arthropoda; Insecta; Coleoptera; Chrysomelidae
Gene: ort
Product: glycine receptor subunit alpha-2
Exons: 10
Coding region: 160-1431 (423 amino acids)
Biological process (GO): chloride transmembrane transport; chemical synaptic transmission; signal transduction
Cellular component (GO): neuron projection; synapse; membrane
Molecular function (GO): extracellular ligand-gated monoatomic ion channel activity; neurotransmitter receptor activity; chloride channel activity
Source: RefSeq, a predicted model, not a curated record